Messenger RNA from Papaver somniferum (opium poppy), 2232 nucleotides. RefSeq lists its product as uncharacterized. The transcript is spliced from 5 exons. The record is from RefSeq and is a predicted model, not a curated record. NCBI's taxonomy places the organism in Eukaryota, Viridiplantae, Streptophyta, Magnoliopsida, Ranunculales, Papaveraceae. The coding region runs from base 1 to 2232 and encodes 743 amino acids.
AUGGGCGUUACGACUGUGCGUGAAUUAUCUGAAACUACUACUGAGAAAUUUUCUGCUAUUGAAGACAAAUUGUCUAAAUUAGACCAUCGUCUGGAGGAAAAUUUUGUUCAUAUCAAAGAGAAGUUCGAAACUAACGAUCUUCUAAUUGCCCAGCUCGACUUUCCUCACUUUGAUGGUGAAAAUCCAAGAGGAUGGAUUCAAAAAUGUGAGCGUUACUUUCAGAUCCAUAAAACUGAUGAUGGACAACGAGUAAGUAUAGAUUCUCUUCAUUUUGAUGGUCGAGCUGAUCAAUGGUUCCUAAAUUUUCAGAUCGGUAAAUUUACUAUUACUUGGAAUGACUUAUGUGUUGGUAUCUGUACUCGUUUUGAAAACCCUUUUAAUGAUAAUUAUGUUGGAGCUUUCAACAAACUGAUGCAGAUUAAUUCUGUUGAAGAAUACUUUGAACAAUUUGAAACUCUCAAGGCUUUUAUGCUAACCAAGAACCAAUAUCUUAUAAAGGAUUAUUUUAUACUGAGUUUCAUUAGUGGUCUGAAGGAGGAAAUCCGUGGUUCUGUUUUAAUGUUUCAUCCUCAAUCUCUCAUGGAGGCUUUUUCAUUAGCUCGUCUAGAGGAACAGAAGUGCUCCCUUUAUGGAAAAACCACUAAGCCAUUUUCAAAACCCAUCACCAGUUCUUUUUCUACAAAUAGAGCUUUCUCUCAUAGUCAAUUUCCUCCAAAACCCAUUAUCACCACUCCCAUUACACCUAAGUCCCCACCAUCCACUUUCAAACCUUUUCCUACUUCUCAUACCUGCAAUACUUCCACAAAUUCUUCCACUAUACCUCCUAUUAGAAGAUUAACUCAAGAGCAAAUGCAAGCUAGAAGGGCUAAAGACUUGUGUUACAAUUGUGAUGAACCUUACAAACAAGGUUAUUGGUGUAAGAGACAACAAUUAUUCAUGCUUAGUGUUGAAGCUUCUGAUAUGGAGAGUGCACCAGUAGAGGAAGAAGUUUUUGAAGAGGCAGUUGACACACCAGUAGAAUCUGAUAUUGAAAUCUCCUUACAUGCUCUCACUGGUACCAUCUCUAGUGACACAAUUCGAAUUCCAGGAAUUAUUAAGAAGCAGAAAAUUUAUAUACUAAUUGAUACUGGGAGUACACAUAGCUUCAUUGACUUUGCUUUAGCCACCAAGUUGCAUUGUGACAUCCAUUCUACUGCACACUUGUUGGUCACUGUGGCUAAUGGAGAAAGGACUGUCAGUUAUGGAGUUUUUCCUCAACUACAAUGGUUUAUGCAAGAUUACCAAUUCAGUGGAGAUUUGAGACUACUUCCCUUGGGUGGUUGUGAUAUAGUUUUGGGAGCAGAAUGGCUGAGAAGAUUAGGUAAUGUAAUGUUCAACUUUUCCAAAAUCAGCAUUUCUUUCAAACAUCAAGUCACUCCUACCACUAUCUCCCAACCAAUUUCUCAGGCCAUAUCUCAGUUAUUACAUUCUUAUGAGGAUGUAUUUCAAGAACCCACUGACUUACCACCUACCAGAAAAUUGGACCACACCAUUCCACUCAAGCCAAAUUCAAUUCCUCCAAGCCAGAGAGACUAUAAAUGUCCCUACAUCCAAAAAUUUAUGGUUGAACAAUUGGUAAAGGAAAUGCUUGCUACUGCAUUCAGAACCCAUCAUGGACACUAUGAAUUCAAGGUUAUGCCAUUUGGGCUCACUAAUGCCCCUGCCACUUUUCAAGCCUUGAUGAAUGAAAUCUUUCAACCUUAUCUUAGGAAAUUCAUUUUGGUGUUUUUUGAUGAUAUAUUGACUGAACUUGAAUAUCUUGGCUAUAUUAUCACUGUUCAAGGGGUAGUUGUUGAUCCAGCUAAGGUUGUUAGCAUGACCACAUGGCCUCAACCAAGCACAUCGAAGGAGUUGAGAGGCUUCUUGGGACUCACAGGGUAUUACAGGAAGUUUGUGCAGCAUUAUGGUUCCAUAAGCAAACCUCUAACAGAUUUGCUCAAAAAGAAUUCCUUCUCAUGGUCUCCAGCAGCCACUCAGGCCUUCAUUAAUCUCAAAGAUGCAAUGGUCAGUGCUCCUGUCUUGGCCUUGUCAAAUUUUUCCAAGCAAUUUGUACUGGAAACUGAUGCCAGUGGAGUUGGUAUUGGUGUUGUGUUGAUGCAAGAGGGCAGAGCCAUCUGUUUUUUCAGUAAACCACUUGGUCCUAAGGCAUUGGCCUUAUCUACUUAUGAAAAAGAAUUACUAGCCAUAGUCUAG